AUAGUCGAUUAUAUUCGUGAGACAAACCCGUUAAAGAUUUCGCUUUUCUACAAUCUGAAGUUAAUAGCAAAAGUGUGGCUCGGAAUACAAUGAUAUAUAGAGAGUGAAGCGCACGUGAUAAUGCUAAUGCAUGUCUUACCUCUCUCGCUGUUCUCUUUUUUCUUUUUCUUUUAAGAAACUGAGAAUGAUAUUCAUCAAAAGCGGCCCGAAACAAAACUUGCAUUGAGAUCACUGUCAUUUGCCUCAGUCCAUUAACAUUGGCUAAUGUAUUUAACUUCUCUUCUUGGCCUCCACUGAGACUACUGAAACUUCUUCUCAAUAUCCCUUUUGCCUUCGGCUUACACUCUAUAUAUGCACUUUUGUGUCUUCCAAUACACGUUUACCACUCAAAUGGUCCAUUUCAGAAUCCAUUUUUCAUGCCAACAGUGAACUGUUAGGAUUAUACAUGCUUCGGCGUAAGACCUUAACGUUAUGCUUUUCCAACCAUAAGCAACCACGUAUUGUUUUACGUUUCAUUGGUGUUAUUAAUUAGCUCUGCUCUGAAAGUGCAUUUUUCUUUUCAGAAGAUUGUUGGCUGUUGAAUUGUUUUUUUUCAAGUUUUUUUAUUAUUAAUUAGGAGGUUAGAGGGUAUCUGUCACUUUACGUAGCCAUUUAACAUAAUUCAGAAUGGUACAACUUCAAUCGUGUGCUUCCUUGGUCAAUGCCUCGGCAUUGUGUGCUAUAGAACAAGAAGUGAGGGGAGAUAGUGUCAAUGUUGUUGCUGAGAUUUCAGCCGAGUUAGAAAGGGAAAGGAAGAAGAAUGUGGAGCUCAUGGAGAGAAUAUCAAUGCUUGAAGCUCAGUCAAGAGAAAGAAACAAGGAAUCUCAAGAAAAUCAUCAACAUGCAGUUGUGGGAAGCAUGAAGAAUUUCAAAAGACAGAAGAUACAAAUGGUAGAUGAUGAGAAAAAUACUGUGAAAAGUGAAACGGCCCCCGAGUACAAGCCUAAUACUGAAGGCAUUGUGCCUAAGGAGAUUGAUCCAGCAAAGCGCUUAGUUAAUUGGAUGAGCAUGGACGAUGGCCAAAAUUUGUAUGCUGAAAAAUUUAAAAACUGCAACUCUGUUGCAGAUUUCAAUGAAACAGAUAGUGAUGAUGCUUGUGAUGAUAAUUUUGAUGAUGAUAUGGAUAAUAAUCAAAGACAUGAGGAAAUUGAUGACACAAAUGAAACGGUUAGUGCACAAAAAGGUUACCAUGCUGAUCAUAUUGAUGAGGAAUCAAAUACAACAUGCAUGGGAAAUCAAAAGACAAGUUGCAUAUUAAUUGCUCCACUAUCCGAAAACAGUGAAGUGAAAACACACCAAGACCAAGGGAAAGAAAUUAAGGAGACUGCAGCAUUUACAGCACCACUUAAUGUCCCUUCCUCAGGAUCUGUACGUAUAUCACAGAAUAGAAAGCCUCUGAAGGUAGCUUUCUGCCCAAAAGAAGUUCAAAGGAUAAUUGAGUCUGAAGCCCUUUUGCAAAAAAAUGCUCAGUCCCACACUAUAAGAAAAAUCAUAGUUUUUGCAUCACUUGGCAUAAGGCACGGAUGUGAGGAUAUGUACGAGCUGGAAUUCAAUCAUUUUAGCAUUUUGAAGAAAGGAGAACCAUAUGUGUCUCCAAGGAACCCUGGGGAGCAUGUUUUAUAUGAGAAUCCUGGUGUUCGGAGGAAAAUAUUUUAUCCAAAUCGACAAAACCCAGUAUUAUGUCCUGUUCAGAUGCUAGAAGAAGAAAGAGCCAUGCGUCCAUCUGAUGCUAGUUGUCCAUCAUGCUUAUUCUUGUGCAUCAAAUAUGGUGGAAGGACAAGAAAUCUUCCUCAAAAUGAAUAUGUGAGGCAGCCGAUGGGAAGAAACAAACUGAAGUCUUUUGGGCCACUUAUGUGCCGAAUGGCAACGUUGGUUCAUAAUCGCAGUGGAAGCUUUUUCUUCAAGGCAUUGGGUAUCACCCUCCUGUUUAUGGCAGGAUUUCCUGGUGAUCAAGUUCAGAAAGAAACCAAAUACCGCAACUUAGACUUGCUUCAGAAAUAUUACAGAACUGAUGAGGAUGCUGAAGGGGAGGAGUUGUUUCUUCCGCAUCCAAUCUCAUGUGACAAUGGUACUCAUGAGCCCCACAAUUUAACUAAAAAGACACCUCCUGCAAAAUCCAAGGGAAGAAAGCACACAAAUGCCGUCAUCAAGUCACAUAAUUCACAAAAGACACCAUCUCAACAUGCAACACCAACAAGUUCAGCAGCUACUCAAUUUGGUUUAAGUGGCUAUUCCUCAGCUUACACAUAUGCAAUGGCAGCAUUUCAUUCAAUGCCAUCUCAGAUUUCCUCCCAAGACACUCCUCACAUGCCAAAUCCUGCUUUUUCCCCUUCCAACGCAAAUCAUCGUAUGCUGCCGCCACCACCACAGCCAGCAAGUACAUUUGUGCCAGUGAUGUAUUGGCCUCCACCAAAUGCAUUUCUUCCCGGACCCUAUCCUUCCACAUAUGGAUACCAUUCUUUUCCUUCUGCUGCAAAUUACAUGUCAUUCCAAACACAACCUUAUUACAAUAACCCAAAGUUGCUAGAAGGCAGUGGAAAGAAAGAUUUAGCCUCCGAUGAAACUGAAAGUGACACUGAUAGCAGCAGUUCUGGCUGUAGUGAGCACAAGCAGAGACCUGCGUUCCACAAAUAAUGGGCUCCUCAUCGCUACAAUGACACGCCAUAAACAAAUGAUGCACUUGGAAUGUAAUCAUUUUUUAGAUGCUUCAAGUGGCACGAUGCAUAGCUUUUCUGUGCAGCUUGUAACCCAAACUUAAUGUGUCUUAAUAUGAUUCUGAAUCUUUGAUUGAUAUAUAAUUGAUGAAUUAUUUCUUCGUGGACAUACAGUCCAAGACUUGUUCCAAUUUGUUAUGGAUUGUAAAAGAAAAUUCUAUUGAA
This is a messenger RNA of Glycine soja, 2918 nucleotides long. RefSeq lists its product as uncharacterized. Bases 667 to 2673 code for a protein of 668 amino acids. The transcript is spliced from 6 exons. The record is from RefSeq and is a predicted model, not a curated record. Lineage: Eukaryota; Viridiplantae; Streptophyta; Magnoliopsida; Fabales; Fabaceae.